AUGCUCACCUCCGCUCCGGCCGCUCGUAGAGGCACGCAUUCUCCUCUCCCACCUGAAUUUGCGCGCGUCAAGAUGGCUUCCGGCGACGUCGAACCUUUCCCACCACUGCAGACGGAAUUGUCGAAGAAGGAGAAGCGGUUAGGCAAGAGCGGAAGCGUGCGGCGGCGGAAAAGCAGUGGACUGGGCGCUGAACUGCCGGGAGACACAUCUGUGCCUGCGUUUGCGACGCUAGGGAGUCCGCCCGCGACUCCGACAGAGCCGACUCGCGAGAAAUCCGGCCGCCGCUCGAAGCGUCGCUCUGUACGGCGCGCCCUCUCCAAAUACAGACGUAUUUGCAUGCGACACACUUGGGUUGGGCCCCUCACGCUGGCCUUGAUCAUCAUAUCGCUCUACCUCGUUAAUCCGUCGCCCAAGAAUCCCCUCUCUGCCGCCCUCUUCCUCUCCUACCCGCUCCCGCGAGAACCGGGCUCAGAUCCCUCCACGCCCAUCCAGUAUGGCAAAGGCGCACGCGACUUCGCCUUUGUGGCCUUCUAUACCAUCAUCUUCUCUUUCACGCGCGAGUUCCUGAUGCAACGCUUUAUCCGGCCACUUGCGAUCCGCUGGGGUAUUAGGAAUCGCGCCAAGCAGGCCAGGUUUAUGGAGCAGUUCUACACAGCCAUGUACUUUGCGGUUUAUGGGCCUUUCGGAUUGUAUGUGAUGAGCCGGACACCCGUGUGGUAUUUCAACACGACUGCCAUGUAUGAGGGAUACCCGCACAAGACGCACGAGGGCAUCUUCAAGGCGUACUACUUGCUCCAGGCGAGUUACUGGGCGCAGCAAAUGAUUGUGUUGCUACUAGGAUUGGAGAAACCGCGCAAAGAUUUCAAGGAAUUUGUUGCGCAUCAUAUCAUCACCCUCACCUUGAUCUGGUGCAGUUAUCGGUUCCAUUUCACAUAUAUGGGUCUGGCCAUUUAUAUUACCAUGGAUAUCUCCGACUUCUUCCUUGCCACGUCAAAAGUCCUCAACUACCUCGAUUCGCCCAUCACCGGCCCCUACUUCUUCGUUUUCAUGUGCGCAUGGGGAUACCUGCGCCACUACGUUAAUCUGCGCGUUCUCUACUCUAUCUUCACCGAAUUUAAGACUGUCGGUCCUUACGAACUCAAUUGGGAAACGCAGCAAUAUAAGUGCUGGAUCUCGCAGAUCAUUACGUUUGGCCUGCUCGCUGCUCUGCAGGCGGUCAAUCUCUUUUGGUGGUUCCUCAUCUGCCGGAUUGCGUACCGCUUCAUUCGAUACAGCACGGCCGACGACGACAGGAGCGAAUACGAAGAGAGCGAUACGGAAGAAGCAGGCGAGAAAAAGGGUACGAAGAAGACUCAUAAUGGGAAGGCCAACGGCAACGGCGUUUCGAAUGGCACGCCUAAGGUUUUCCUGAACGGCGAGGAGAUCUCGACGCCGGAUAAGCCUACUAGCGCGAGUGACCCCGGAAGCAUUGGGUCAAGAGUGCGCGAGAGGAAGAAGAACCAAAGCUAG
Messenger RNA from Didymosphaeria variabile, 1509 nucleotides. RefSeq names its product sphingosine N-acyltransferase lag1. Gene Ontology annotation, cellular component: membrane. Bases 1 to 1509 code for a protein of 502 amino acids. The transcript has 3 exons. The record is from RefSeq and is a predicted model, not a curated record. Gene Ontology annotation, biological process: ceramide biosynthetic process. NCBI's taxonomy places the organism in Eukaryota, Fungi, Ascomycota, Dothideomycetes, Pleosporales, Didymosphaeriaceae. Gene Ontology annotation, molecular function: sphingosine N-acyltransferase activity.